Danaus chrysippus (African queen) is the source of this 2712-nucleotide messenger RNA. The record is from the annotation of a GenBank genome assembly. Lineage: Eukaryota; Metazoa; Arthropoda; Insecta; Lepidoptera; Nymphalidae.
AUGGCGAGUUUUCGGAGGAUAUUUUACAAAUAUGCUAAAUACUUAGCGAUAAUUGUUUUGACAACGUUUUUUGCUCAACUCUUCAUAUCAAUAUUCUUUUUUCCUUCAAUUCACGACAAUCUUCUUAAAAGAAAUGGUUAUACAUCCGUUGCAAGGAACGAAGGCGGAGAUGCUUCAGCGAGAAAGCUUGGUUCUAAUAUUAGCGACGAUGAAGAUUUCGGUUCGAAAACUCUAUCACACAACAAACCAAUACCGCAAUUGAGACUCGAAGAGUUAGACUUUAAGCCCAUCUGUGAUAUUAAAAGUCGGGAAGCGAUAUCAGCUAUUCAUCGAGCUAAGACACAAAAAUGUAAACAGGAAAUAGUUAAUAAGACUUGUCUUAUACAGAAUGGCAGCUUCUAUCCUAAAAAAUUACCAAAUUAUUGCAGUUCUAAGACUAUGAAAUAUGGACGUCACUUAGGUUGUUUUGUAGAUGAAAAGAAAUUAAGGCUGUUGUCAGGAUUUUAUGGAAGUUAUGCUAAUAUUAAUUCUCCGACAUUUUGCCUAGAUAUCUGUGUUCAGGCUGGUUUUCUUUAUGGUGGAGUGCAAUAUGGUUCGGAGUGUUUCUGUGGUGAUACCACUCCCACUGCAUCAUCACUGACUACAGAUGGUUCCUGUGACAUGAAGUGUCCCGGAGAUCGUUCAAAGAUCUGUGGGGGUUAUCUGACAAUGAAUGUUUAUGAGACAGGCUUAGAUAAGUUUGUUGCACAGAUUCCAAAAACUCCUGAGAACAAAGAAACAUCAGUCAGAGUUGUAUUUCUCUUGACCUUAAAUGGGAGAGCACUUAGACAAGUACAUAGAUUAAUUAAUUCUUUGUAUAGAGAAAAUCACUAUUUUUAUAUACAUGUUGAUAAGAGACAAGACUAUUUACAUCGUAAGUUAUCUGUAUUAGAGAAGCAAUUUUCAAAUAUAAAAUUAGCUACAAAACAAUAUUCUACAAUAUGGGGUGGAGCAUCUCUUCUUACAAUGUUAUUGACAUCCAUGAAAGAUAUUUUGAAGAAUGGAUGGGAAUGGGACUAUGUUAUAAAUUUAAGCGAAAGUGAUUUCCCCAUAAAGUCUUUAGAGGAACUUGAGAAGUUUCUCUCUGAUAACAAAGGUUAUAAUUUUGUUAAAUCUCAUGGACGUGAAGUCCAGAGAUUUAUUAAAAAACAGGGCCUCGACAAAACCUUCAUAGAAUGUGAGACACACAUGUGGAGGGUGGGUGAGAGAAAAUUACCGAAAGGUAUUGUUAUAGAUGGAGGUAGCGACUGGAUAGCAUUGUCUCCAGAGCUCGUGUCUUAUGUUGUUGGCGAGCGUGACGAGCUUUUAUCAGGCUUGGAUGUUAUAUUUGAACACACAUUACUUCCAGCUGAAUCUUAUUUUCACACUGUAUUGAGGAAUUCCCGCUUCUGCAAUACAUAUGUGGAUAAUAAUUUGCAUGUAACAAAUUGGAAAAGAAAACUGGGUUGCAAAUGCCAGUACAAGCAUGUUGUUGAUUGGUGUGGUUGUUCACCUAAUGACUUUAAAACUGAAGACUGGCCGAGGAUUCAGAACACACAGAGUAGACAGUUGUUUUUUGCUAGAAAAUUUGAACCUAUAAUCAACCAAGAAAUCAUUACGAGGGUUGAGCAAUAUAUAGGAUUUAAAGACCAUUAUUUAAUCCCUAAUUUAGAGGCUUACUGGCAAAAUUUAUAUGAUAUAGAAGAUUUAACUGCUAACACUGAUGACACUUUACUUUCACAUGGAGGGAGCAUAAUUCGCCACAAUUCAAAGAUAUUAGCUCAAGAAAACUGCAAUAUUGAAAUUAAAGAAAUAAUUGAAAUUAAUUUGUAUAAAUAUGCAGAUGUUUACAAAGGUAACCUUAUACUGCACAAAGCAAUAAUCAAUAAUGAUUUGGAAGUGUUUCUGGAGACUUGGUACAAACCAAAGAAAUUUCUCGAUUUAGGCACUGAGAAUCUUGAUAUGGAAUAUAUAAAAAUAUUUAAAGUUAGCUCAGAUUAUGAUCAGAAGGAAAUGAUUUUUCGGAAUUUAGGAAAUAUUUUGGGUCCUUGGUCAGAACCAGUAUUACUUUAUCAGUUUUCUGCGUAUGUGGAUAAAAAUAUGGGAAACUUGACUCUAGUGUGGUUGGAUCCCGCUGGCGUAAUUGCAGAUAUAAAUAUAAUAUCCAGAGAUGAAAAUAACUUAACCAGUUUUAUCAAACCUCACAUUAAAGCACCAUUAUUGCCUGGUGUCUGGAGAGUUGGCUUAUUUGAUAAUACGAGUACCAUUGCUGUUACGAAGUUUCUUAUAACUCCUCUGGAAUAUUUCUCUGGUAAAGAAAUAACCCAACAAGAAGUUAGUUUAAUACAUGGGGGGUCACAAAAUUCUUAUAAAUAUUUUGAUAAUUUUAUUUUAAAGGGUAACACAUUUAUACCUAGUCGUGAAAAUAGGUUGUUAUUAAUGGAAAUAUCAAAAUUAAACACGAGAAGAGUUAAUAAAGAUUUGAUAGAGUGGAUUGACAGUCUACACACAGAGUUUUAUAACAUCUUGGGUUCUUGUGUAUUUUUAACAGAAAAUAAAUCGUUUGAAAAGAUAUCUUGUGGGAAUUAUAAAUUUCAGCAAUGCAUUCUUUCUGAUUGGAGUUCUAAGUCACCGGAUCCCAAAGGUGUGAUAGGAAAAUUGGAUAAAAAUACUGGCCGUUUAAGAAGGAUAUGA